Messenger RNA from Colias croceus (clouded yellow), 1160 nucleotides. It is a transcript of the gene Mocs2B, whose product is annotated as molybdopterin synthase catalytic subunit. Gene Ontology annotation, cellular component: cytosol. Gene Ontology annotation, molecular function: molybdopterin synthase activity. NCBI's taxonomy places the organism in Eukaryota, Metazoa, Arthropoda, Insecta, Lepidoptera, Pieridae. The record is from RefSeq and is a predicted model, not a curated record. Bases 4 to 1014 code for a protein of 336 amino acids. The transcript has 6 exons. Gene Ontology annotation, biological process: Mo-molybdopterin cofactor biosynthetic process.
ACCAUGGAUCACUUAAAACUAACGGUGGAUAAGCUGAGCGUGGAUGAAAUAACUGAAUUGGUUGUGCAUGAGAGUUGCGGUGCAGUGUCCCUAUUUGUCGGGACCACUAGAGAUAAUUUCGAGGAUAAGAAGGUAUUAAGGUUAGAAUAUGAGGCCUAUGAACCUAUGGCCUUGAAAGCUAUGAAGAAUAUUUGUGAGGAAGCGAGGAGCAAGUGGCCAGCGAUCCAUGGCAUUGCUAUGUAUCAUAGACUCGGCAACGUGCCAUGCCGCGAAGCAUCCGUAGUGAUAGCGGUAAGCAGUCCCCACAGAAGGGACUCGCUAGACGCAGUCGCCUACUGCAUAGAGAGCCUCAAAGCGAAUGUACCGAUUUGGAAAAAGGAGGUCUAUGAAGGCAGUGAAGCGGUCUGGAAAGAAAACGUUGAAUGUGCAGGCGUUAAUAAGGAAUAUCCUCAGAGUGUAGAAAUAGAUAAAAAUUUAGUGCAAGUGACUGUAUCUAAUGAGGAAAUACAAAAACGUAUACAGAAUUUUAUCGAAAGAAAGAGAGCGCAAGUGAAUAAAAGUAACAUUCACGACUUUAUACCGGGAAUAGGUGAGAGUGAGAUGGAAGAUACGGAGACGUGUGCUAGAGUGAGAACGCAGUUCGUGAAACGGAAAGACUCGAAAGGGCAUUUGAAAAUCCGUAAAGUCUACAACGAGUGGGGUCCACAAACGGUCCCCACUCCCCCUCCUAUGGAAUCCAAACCGGACUACCUCCCCCCCUCUAUAUCUGAACGCGUGCUAGCGAUAGAAUCGUAUCUCCACACUACACCAGUGUCGAAAGAUAUCUAUCAAAGAUUAAAGGAAAUGGAGGACAAAAUUGCAUAUUUGCAAUCGGUGUCCCCGGAGUAUGCGCAGUUUUGGAAGAAAAAUAAGGAAUCCGAAGAUAUAAAGCAAGAGUAUUCAACUGACUACACAUACUCUGCAGACGACAUCGAUAAGAAAAUUGAAUUACUCGAAAUGCAAGGUGUUAUGUAAAAGAUGAUUUAUUUUCUAUAUAAAUGCUAAAUUUUUAUAUUUCAAUAAACUAUCAAUGCUAUAACUUUAAAUGUUAAUUUAGAAGAGCGAUCCUUCAUCAAUUGUAGCUUAUUACAUCUUUUUUUAUUUAAUAUAGUAACGAACGG